Molecule: messenger RNA, 705 nt
Organism: Penicillium alfredii
Lineage: Eukaryota; Fungi; Ascomycota; Eurotiomycetes; Eurotiales; Aspergillaceae
Product: glutathione S-transferase family protein
Exons: 1
Coding region: 1-705 (234 amino acids)
Source: RefSeq, a predicted model, not a curated record
AUGCCAACCCUCUACAGCUACAAGGAAUCAGGCAACAGCUACAAAGUGCGGCUCCUCGCCGCAUUUCUCGAAGUCCCACUGGAAGUAAUCGAAGUAGACUUCCUGGGCAAUGAGCAACACGGCGACAAGUUCGUGGCAAUCAACCCCAAGGGCGAAGUCCCGACCCUCGUCGACGGGAACCUGGUCCUGACAGACUCGGCGGCCAUCCUGGUCUACCUCGCCGGAAAACACAGCGGCCCGUACCACGAAACCACUUCUCCUGGUUCUCGAAUAUCUGGCUGGUGGUCAUCGGACGUUGUCGAACAGGCCCAGGUCACGGAUUGGCUCGCCUUCGCCGCGAGCUGGGUGCAGUACGGCGUGUUCACUGCUCGGGCGAUCCUCUCCUUUGGGGGGCCUUAUAAUGGUCUUGGUACUGCGAGUAUGGAGCAGACAUUGCGCGAGUCUCAGACUCGUGGGGAAAAGUCCUUGAAGGUUCUGGAUCAGCGCUUGGCUCGGACUGAGUGGUUGGCACUGGGUCGCCCGACUAUUGCCGACAUCGCGGUGUUUGUCUAUGUCGCCUUGGCUCCGAUGGGAGAUAUCUCGCUUGAGCCUUUUGUGCAUGUGCGCGCGUGGAUCGAGCGCAUCAAGAGACUGCCACGGUUUAUUCCUAUCGAUGGCUUGGAUGAUCCGCUGUAUCGGAGGAGGGAGUCUACAGGCAAGGCCUAG